This is a messenger RNA of Platichthys flesus (European flounder), 2902 nucleotides long. It is a transcript of the gene ppt2b, whose product is annotated as palmitoyl-protein thioesterase 2b. Lineage: Eukaryota; Metazoa; Chordata; Actinopteri; Pleuronectiformes; Pleuronectidae. Gene Ontology annotation, molecular function: thiolester hydrolase activity. Gene Ontology annotation, cellular component: lysosome. The transcript has 8 exons. The record is from RefSeq and is a predicted model, not a curated record. Bases 269 to 1183 code for a protein of 304 amino acids.
AGAGCAGCAGGAGCAGAUCAGCUGUUCGAGUUUGGGUCCAGAUUAAAUAUUAAAGUGUUCCCGGUGUGUGUGUCCGUGUGUGUGUCCGUGAGUGUGCAGCAGAGUUACACGUUUCAUCUGCAGCUGGAGACAGAAACUGAAGAUGUUAGAACAACAUUAGCCAAACACCAGGAUUUCAUGUUUUUUAUUUUAUUUUAAAAUCACCUAUUGUGAUUGUAAACCGGAAGUUAAGUUUAGAUUUUUUUAUUAUAAAUCAUUUUGAGUGUAAAUGAAGGGCUCGCGCUCCCUCAUGUCGAGCCGGAGGAGGAGCAGCAGCAGCGGGGCGGCUGGGCUCCUGUACCCGCUGCUCGGUGCGUGUCUCUGGGCUGCGGUGGUCGGAUUCAAGCCGGUGAUCAUCGUCCACGGUUUGUUCGACAGCUCCGGGGAUUUUAAAAACCUGCAGCGGUUCAUCAACGAGUCUCACCCUGGAACAAACGUCACCGUCAUAGACCUGUUUGACAGAAGUGCCAGCCUGCAGCCCAUGUGGAAGCAGGUGGAGGGAUUCAAGGCAGCGAUUUAUCCACUCCUGCAAAACGCAGAAGACGGCGUCCAUUUCAUCUGCUACUCUCAAGGCGGGCUGGUUUGCAGAGGAAUCCUCUCGACUCUGCCCGACCACAACGUCCACUCCUUCAUCUCUCUGUCCUCGCCUCAGGCCGGGCAAUAUGGAGACACCGACUACUUAAGGUACCUCUUCCCUCAGUUUGUCAAGUCCAACCUCUUCCACCUCUGCUACACUGCUUUCGGUCAGAGAAUAUCCAUCUGCAACUACUGGAACGACCCCCACCACAGAGACAUGUACGUGAACAGCAGUGAUUAUCUGGCUCUGCUCAACAGUGAGAGAACCAAUCCAAACUCGACAGAGUGGAAGGAAAACUUCCUCAAGAUCACCAAGCUGGUGUUGAUCGGUGGACCAGACGAUGGCGUCAUCACUCCCUGGCAGUCGAGUCAGUUUGGAUUUUUCGACGACAAUGAGACCGUUGUGGAAAUGCAGCAGCAAGAUUUCUUCUUGAGGGAUGUUUUUGGUCUGAAGACGCUGUCGGCUCGCGGGGAUCUGAUGAUCUGUUCUGUUCCCGGCGUCGCACACACCCUUUGGCACUCGAACGAGACUGUGUUCCACCUGUGUAUGGAGAAGUGGCUGGUGUAGAUCCAAACUCCUACACACACACACACACACACACACACACAAAAAAAACACGCACAAAGAUCUUCACACUUUGCAGAUUUAUAAGCUUUUAACUUCCCACCUGUUUGAAACUCGGGAAUGGAAAUCAUUUUGUAGUAUCCUCGCAAACAUUUGUGAGUUUUAAGGUCAUUAACACACUUUGGAUACGCUUCACAGAGAUCUCCUCUCAAUCAAACAGUGCUAGGUUUGACUUUCCUCCUAUUUCUCUACUCGUUUUGAUCAAGUUUAUGUUUUAAAAGAUUAAUUUUGUUCAUCUUGUUGUCUAGGAGGUUACUUUAAAGUGAAUAGUUUGACAUUUUUCAUAAUUUUCCAAAAUUUCAAACUGUUUCUUUUAAACCGUCAAAUCCAACACAGAUAGGCUUUCAUAAACCUGGUAAGGGUUUAACUCUGAUUAUAGGGGAAAGCAUAUCCGACAUUAAAGGAGCAUUCCGUGAAUUUGAGUCUGCAUUUUCAUGAAGUUUGCAAGAAACAGAUUUAAAAAGAGAAGAGUUAGUGAGAGUUAAAAGGCCAUCUAUUUUACCUGUCUAAUGCUUCUCUCUUCUUUUUAAUUCUUUACACUCCUCUUGUUUUUUUUAUGUUAUUUGAUUGUUUUUGUUUUUACGUGAGCACCAAUGUGACAAAGUGAAUGUCUUUCAAGAGAGACUUUCUGAAAACCUUUUUUCAAACAAUACCUAACAAUUGGUGGAGUUCCCUUUUUAAGUAAUUUAUAUAAAAUAAGGGGAGUCUAUUACUAUCAGAUACUGAGCCCUCAUACAUACAGUAUACCCAUGUGUGUGUUUCCUCACACAUACCUCAGAAACACCCCCCCAACAGUGCCUGAGCGACGUUCUGUCACCCACAUGUACAGACUCACUUUCCCGCUCAUCCUUUGUUGCAGUAAUUUUUUUUUAAUCCUUCCAUUUUUAAUCCUAUUUAUUAGUGUGUAUAUCUUGCUCUCUUUAUCAUGCAGUGCUUCGGAGCUGUACUCUAUCGUGUUCUUAGAUCGAAGCCUUAAUAUUUCCCCCUCAUGCCUCAGUGUUUAAUGUCCAUUACCGAAGUGCUACGACCCACUGCCUCUCGUGUCGGUGUUAAAAGUAAUUAUCUGAGACGUAGAGUGGCUGGAGAGGAGCAGUGGUGUGUCAGUGUUUACUAUUGUACGUGACGCUCUUUACCUCCCAUCGCGUUUAGAUAUCUCAGGCGUUUGAGCAACCAUGUUUGUUUGUCUCUGUUAGAAAAAGGGAUUUUUUUCUUGUGACUUUGCAUUUUGUUGGAUGUUAUAUUUGCUGCCUGUUGAAUUUACAGUUAUUUGUCAAAGAAGAAGAAACUGAAAUAACUUAUGUGGUCUUUAGAUGAAAAGAAAAAAGAAGAAGUGAACUACUGUUGCACAAUGUUCAGCCAGAUGAAGACAAGGGAAAUGAUAAAGAGGGAUUUGAAGUUGCUAAAUUUGAUGUAUUGCUUUAAACGUUGACUGAUGCUUGUUAAAAAUGAAUUGACCCUCAGCGAUUGCAUGUGGAUAAAGGAUUUAAGGGACGUCCUCUCAGCUCAGUUUUCUUGCAGGUAUUAAAUGUGGGUAUAACAACUUUUUAAAAACUCAAACAGAAAUAGCUAUUUUGACAUUAUCCCACAGUUUCUACAGUAUUUGAUCUGCGAAUGAAAAUGUGUCCAAUUUUGUCAAGUCCUCAAUAAAAGGCUGUUUUUGAA